ACUUAACCUCGUAUUUGGUUGAGUUAAAAGAAAGAAAAGAAAUGAAAGAAAACAUACACAUAUACACUUCAUAAACCAGUGUACAUUUGCAGAGAAACAUUUCACACAUUCACACUACUGUCGUUGUGAUGCUCUUGCAUUCACUCUGCUGGUAAGAAGAGGUGGUGAUGAGAUACGGUACCUGCACACGCAUGGGUGGGGAGGGGGUAGCUUGCUGAAAGUCCAGAGUUCAGCGGUACCGGGGACUCAAACCGAGAACUGGCCAGAGGCGGAGCUCUCAAGUGGGGCUGUCUCUGAGCCUUUGAUAGAGAUACGAACACACACUUCUUCUUCCUUCCAACCGAGCGAACGGCGGCCGAAGACGCGCAGAGCAAGCACCAUGACGGAGAACAAAUACGACGUGAUUGUCAUCGGGGGAGGUAUCUCAGGUCUGUCGGCGGCCAAGCUGCUGGUGGAGUCGGGCCUGAGUCCGGUGGUGCUGGAGGCUCGGGACCGAGUCGGAGGGAGGACCUUCACUGUGCGGAACAAGGAGACCCAAUGGGUGGACCUGGGAGGGGCCUACAUCGGCCCCACCCAGAACCGCAUCCUGCGUCUGGCCAGGGAGUUCGGGGUGAGGACGUACAAGGUGAACGAGAAGGAGAACCUGGUGCACUACGUCAAGGGGAAAUCAUAUCCAUUCAAGGGAAGCUUCCCACCCAUGUGGAACCCAUUUGCCUAUUUGGACUAUAACAACCUGUGGAGAACGAUGGAUCAAAUGGGGAUGGAGAUUCCCGUGGAAGCCCCAUGGAGGGCCCCCCAUGCAGAGGAGUGGGACAAGAUCACAAUGAAGGAACUGUUCGACAAGCUCUGCUGGACACGCGCUGCCCGGCAGUUUGCCACCCUCUUCGUGAACGUGAACGUGACCUCCGAACCUCAUGAGGUGUCGGCCCUCUGGUUCCUGUGGUACGUGAAACAGUGCGGCGGGACCAUGAGAAUCUUCUCCACCACGAACGGUGGACAGGAGAGGAAGUUUGUGGGCGGGUCCAGCCAGAUCAGCGAGCGAAUGGCGGACAUGCUCGGCAGCAGGGUGAAGCUGCAGCGGGCCGUCUACAGCAUCGACCAGAGCGGGAGCGGGGUGGUGGUGAAGACCCUCAACGAGGAAACGUACGAGGCCAAAUGUGUCAUCAUUGCCACGGCACCGGCAUUGAACCUGAAGAUUCACUUCAACCCUCCGCUACCACCGUUGAGGAACCAGCUGAUUCACCGUGUGCCCACUGGCUCCGUGAUCAAGUGCAUGAUCUACUACCGGGAGAACUUCUGGAGGAAGAAAGGCUACUGCGGAACAAUGGUGAUCGAGGAGGAGGAGGCUGCCAUCGGCCUGACGCUCGACGACACCAAACCGGACGGGGCCGUCCCAGCGAUAAUGGGGUUCAUCCUCGCCCGCAAAGCCAGGAAACUAGCAGACCUGACAAAGGAAGAGAGGAAGAGGAAGAUCUGUGAAAUAUACUCCAGAGUUCUCGGCUCAGAUGAGGCUCUGCAUCCUGUGCAUUAUGAGGAGAAGAACUGGGGAGAGGAGGAAUACUCUGGAGGCUGUUACACAGUCUACUUCCCCCCUGGCAUCCUCACACAGUUUGGCAAGGUGCUCCGCGAGCCGGUGGGUAAGCUGUACUUCGCGGGGACUGAAACGGCCACGGUCUGGAGCGGGUACAUGGAGGGCGCCGUGCAGGCGGGCGAAAGAGCCGCCCGAGAGAUUCUCUGCAAAAUGGGACACAUCACCAAGGGCGAAAUUUGGCAGGAUGAGCCUGAGUGUCAAGAGGUCCCAGCGCUGCCUUUCACCACCACCUUCUGGGAGAGGAACCUGCCGUCGGUCCCUGGGUUCCUGAAGCUCGCGGGCCUGUCGUCCCUCCUGGCGGUGGCCAUGGCCGCCGGCGUCGUGGCCUACAAGAGGGGCCUGGUGCCCCGGAGCUAAAGCUCUCCUCUGUGCCACGUCCCUCUCCUGGGCCUUUGACCAAGACUGUUCUCUCCUCCCCCCCCGCCCCAGCCCCCCCCUUAGAAUCACCUGAUUGAGGUUAUAGGGCUGGCUGGAAUGUUCCAGUCCUCAUAGACGAUUUUAGUUCACACAUGAUCAUGCAGUUAACAGCUUAAGUUGUAAACAAGUUUCAUUUUAAUCCACAGUGUUCAUCCUGAGCCACAUUUUAAGAGAGGUUUUAAUCUUUUAAAAAAAAAAGGGGCACCGUUUAAAAAAAAGAAAAUUAAAAACUUUGUUUUAUCACAAUGGUAAUAAAUUAAAGGUGGUCUACAGAGCCCUGUUUACAGAAGAACGUGUAUGUGAAUGCCUUGUGCAAUGAUUUUACUGCUCAUUUCUACCAAAAACAUCAAACAUCCACCAAACAUUUCAAACAAAGUCACUACAAACUAGAGCAUAUUUAUUUAAAAACCCGAAUGACCAAUCACAUUCCGUACAUUCCCUAUGCAUUGACAUAUAGAUAAAUCAUAACCCAUAAUCAUAGCUCACCACAAGAGAGGCUGUGACUGACCAGUCCCGUUACCUUUUUCUAAUUAUAGGUGCUCUGUCUUCUUAUGACCAAUGUGUCAAGUGACUGCUCACAAGGUGACUGCUCACUUUUACAAUGCAUGACUGCAUUAGGCUGUCACUAGGUUGAAUUUUGAGGACAAUGAAAAUAAUGUCUUAAAGAUACUUUUGUGCAAUUAUGUUUUCCUUUUUCAUCUUCAUGACUGAAGUUUAAAGAGCAUUUUUGAUUGUAUCGAGCAGAUUAGACACUGUAAUGAUCACCAUUCCAUGUUAUUUUGCCAUAUUGCUGCUUAAUGUAUACAGUGUGUAACCUUAUUUUAAUUAAUGGCAGCUUUACUUAUUUUUGGACUCGAGUUUAUGCGCAAAUAUGAGCUGAAGAGAGUAAUGACAGAUUUUCAAAAUGCGUUUUUGUGUCAUUGGUAGAAAUAAUGCUGGAAGUACUGCAAUCAUGCUUCUGUUGGAGGCUUCAAAAUGUCCACAGAAAACAUAUAAACUGUCUUUGGGUGAUUUA
Molecule: messenger RNA, 3023 nt
Organism: Anguilla anguilla (European eel)
Lineage: Eukaryota; Metazoa; Chordata; Actinopteri; Anguilliformes; Anguillidae
Product: amine oxidase [flavin-containing]-like
Exons: 15
Coding region: 380-1948 (522 amino acids)
Molecular function (GO): oxidoreductase activity
Source: RefSeq, a predicted model, not a curated record